This is a messenger RNA of Cyprinus carpio (common carp), 3724 nucleotides long. Its product is annotated as zinc finger protein Gfi-1-like. Gene Ontology annotation, molecular function: DNA-binding transcription factor activity; RNA polymerase II cis-regulatory region sequence-specific DNA binding. The record is from RefSeq and is a predicted model, not a curated record. Gene Ontology annotation, biological process: regulation of transcription by RNA polymerase II. NCBI's taxonomy places the organism in Eukaryota, Metazoa, Chordata, Actinopteri, Cypriniformes, Cyprinidae.
UACAACAUAACAUGCAGUUCAUAAAACAAUCAUUUAUGUUCUCUUUCAACUGGCAUUCAGAUGCAUGGGGUUAUGUCGCUGCAGGCACUUACAAAAAUUGGGUGAAAUGUUUGUGAGACACGAUCAAACACGGUCGCGUUCAGGAAGUUAAAAUGUGUAUUUAAGGCGCGUGUUUGCGCGGCUGUAGCUUGACACGGAGGCAGGUCGCGCGCAGCAGUCGUUGUAGCGGAGCACAACAGCGCAGCGCAACAGGCAGGAUUGGAGAGCCGUGAGUAAUUUGUGACCCUGAACCUGAUAACGGAGAGUAAACAUGCCGAGGUCAUUUUUGGUGAAGAGCAAACGGGCCCACAGUUAUCACCAACCCCGUUACCUGGAUGACAACUGCAUCCCAAUUGAGAAACUUCUUACAUGCCAAGAAAGUCAAAUGGGGCAGAUCCCCGAGAGCCCGGUGGAGGUGGGCAAUCAUUCCCCUAAGGCCAGCUUGGUGUGCACAGUGGACCAUUCCUCUCAACAGUCCCCGCUGAGCUGCGAGGGCAGUGUGUGUGACCGAUCAUCUGACUAUGAGGACUUCUGGAGACCCCUGUCAUCGGGAACCUCUCCAGAUCUGGAUAAAUACCCUGUGUCUUCUCCAGAUGACUCUCAGCCCUUCAACGUGACUUUCCGUCCGUAUGUUUGGGCCCAUUCAACAUCUGACCUCAGGCACCUCAUUCAAUCUUGCAACCGUGUUUCUGUGGAUUCAGAGGCAUCAGUGGGGGUGUAUGAUGCCAUGGACAGAAGGCCGGGUGCCCAUCUACUCAUUGAACCAACACAAUCUGGGCGAUUUUACCAGGACUAUGGCUCUCUGACCUCUAAUUUGUUGGAUACUAGAGCCUUUUAUGCCGACAUCAAGAUGUCAACUAAAGUAGCAGAAAUUGACUCAGAGUCUGAUAUUAUGUGCACACAACUUCAGUUAAGGGGGUCGUACAAAUGCAUAAAAUGCACUAAGGUGUUUUCGACCCCUCACGGGCUAGAAGUUCAUGUGCGCCGGUCACACAGUGGCACAAGGCCCUUUGCAUGCGAAAUCUGUGGAAAAACAUUCGGCCACGCCGUCAGCCUGGAGCAACAUAAAGCUGUCCAUUCACAAGAAAGGGUCUUCAGCUGCAAAAUCUGCGACAAAAGCUUCAAGAGGUCGUCCACUUUGUCCACACACCUCCUCAUCCACUCUGACACCAGACCGUAUCCCUGUCAGUACUGCGGCAAACGAUUCCACCAAAAAUCGGAUAUGAAAAAACACACGUUCAUUCAUACAGGUGAAAAGCCCCACAAGUGUCAAGUGUGUGGCAAAGCCUUCAGUCAGAGUUCAAACCUCAUCACGCACAGCAGAAAACACACAGGAUUCAAGCCUUUCAGAUGCGAACUUUGUGGCAAAGGCUUUCAGCGCAAAGUAGAUCUGAGGAGACACAAAGAAACACAACAUAGACUAAAAUAAUAAGACAGUAUAAAACGGUAUUUUGUAAAAAGCUGUGAUAUUUUAUCCCUGCAAAGUAUUAAUAAACAAACAAAAGAUCAGUUCUUAUAUUUUUUCUUCAAAAUAUGUAUUAACCAUUUAAAUGGAUUAAAAUUAAAUGCUAAAUAAUAAGAUCAAAAGUACGCCAAAACAAAUUUCAUCAAGUAUAUGUAAACUCAUAUUCUUGUGAUAGUCAAAGUAGCGGCUUGAAAAUUAUCAUUUGAGGUAAUUUAUGUUGUUGAAGAAAAGAUGAAAGUACAAAUCAACCACUACAUCACUUUAACCACAUAUUUUUAAUAAUAAAAAUAUAUUCUGCAAUGUGUAUUGUACUGCAUCUUAAAGUUAAAUAAAUUUUGUUUAGGAAAACAAAAAUUCUGAAGUCAUCAAGAGCAUUACUUUGCAUUUAACAUUCCAGAGUGAAGAAUCCUUCAGACAUUCUGUGAGACAUUAACAGCACCAUUUUAAUUUGAUUUCUUUAUGAUUCUUUCAGUUUUAAAGCAAAUAAAAAAUGGAUAGUUGCAAACUACCAAAUAUCAUUAAUUACUUAAUAAUAAUAUUGAGUAUUGAAAAUGAAAUGAUGCACAGAAUCAUUGCUUUAGGUAAAGGCUUUUAUUAUAAACUCUAAAAAUGUAUGUGUGGUACAUGUGGAGUAACACAGGGUUUGAAGAGCAGCACAAGAUUAUGUAGAUCUUUGUCCUCCAGUUUCAGCUCGCUCAUAAGAGAGGAGAUGUACUCCAAUGAAGACGGACUUGCCAAAUACUCUCUCUGCAAUGGUGACACCAGUUAAUCUGAACAAACAAACAGCUUUUAGCACCAUAGGCAUGUAAACAGAAAUGAAUCAAAAUAAAGGUUAAGAGAACAGCAAAUUAACUGUCCAGAGCAAUCUGAAAUUGUCACCAACCACAAUAAACUUCUACUCCUUUGCGAUUUAAUAAAACAAAUCAAUAUUUAACUUCAGUAGUAUUAAGUACACUACCUGUUAAUUAAAUGAUCUGUUUUGAAGGUAUUGAAAUGAACGAUUCACCAUUAAGUUAAACACACAUAAACUCCUGAAUUUAUGCCACUUUAAAAAGUCAUUCAUCCAUAGUUCCCUUUUAGUCGGUCACUCUCGACAUCACAUCAGAUGACCGCCAAAUUUGGAUCUUGCUUAGAGAGACCAGUCCACUUAGAGUGUAAACUUAAUGAGCCAAUGCACAUUGGCAUGUGAUUAUUACAUCCAGCUGUUGCUUAUUACAGCGUGAGUACAAGUACGCAGCUGGUGCAGCACAUAUUCAGCUUUUCGCUUCGGAGCCAAGUGUUCUGCUCCUGAUGUUCUGCUUCAGUGAAACUAUGAGUUUGAGUACAAGCACGCUCUAAGGAAGCUCUCAUGGUGGUGGUACAAUGUUUCAGCGGUGGUGGUUCUUCCCAUGUCGAGUGGGAUCCACACACCAGGCUGCACUACCCACUGUUUGUGUUGCAGGCGGCCAUCUCCCCUGUGCGCUUCAGCAUACUAAAAGAGCAGUUCUAAAAGAGCAUUCACGGGUGGAACGUCUUUUUAAAAAAAUGUCUUUUCAAAGAUGCCCUUCCAUCCGUGCGUUUCUGGAUGCGGUCGUUACCUGGCAUUAAGCACACUGAGGUGGCUUUCAUGGACGAGUCAUGCUCCCAUUAAGGGAAAUCAGAGACCCGCAAGUUGCGGAGAUGGCCCUUGUUCCCCUGCACCUCAGCCAGUUGGGCCUUCAGGUCAACUGGGAAAAGAGCAAACUCUGCCUGACGCAGAGGAUCUCUUUUAUCGGUAUGGAGUUGGACUCAGUUGAACAGACAGCGCGCCUCAUGCAGGAACGUGCCCAGUCGGUGUUGAACUGCUUGAAUACAUUCAAGAGCAGGAACACUGAAACACUGAAACAGUUUCAGAGGUUCCUGGGGCAUAUGGCAGCAGCAGCGGCAGUCACGCAGCUGGGGCUGCUCCAUAUGAGACAGUGUUAAUUUCGUUAAUGAAGACGAUGACGAAAAAUAUUCAUUAACGAACAUUUUUGCUAGGACUAAGAUGAGACGUUGACAAGCUAAAAAUAAUAUCUGAUGAUGAAAUUAUGACGAAAUUUAUGAUGUGUCUUCGUUAACUAGACGAGACUGGACUAUAAUGUUAUUUGAGGACUACUGGACAUUCAAAAUGCUUCCUAUAGACUAUUGUCCAUUAAAAUGUGCGUCCCUGUUAUUGGAUUGCGAUUGGAUAAGGGGCGUUUGCAUAUCUAGUCAGUAUAG